Messenger RNA from Bactrocera dorsalis (oriental fruit fly), 7998 nucleotides. RefSeq names its product zinc finger protein 827-like. The transcript has 3 exons. Gene Ontology annotation, molecular function: nucleic acid binding. Gene Ontology annotation, biological process: DNA integration. NCBI's taxonomy places the organism in Eukaryota, Metazoa, Arthropoda, Insecta, Diptera, Tephritidae. The record is from RefSeq and is a predicted model, not a curated record. Bases 175 to 2088 code for a protein of 637 amino acids.
UUUUGUGACGCCUCAGAGAAGGCAUAUUGCGCUACUAUCUAUGUGCGCACGCAAAGUGACACCACGACCACAAGCCACUUAUUAGUAGCAAAAGCAAAGGUGGCACCUUUAAAAACUGUAAGUCUCCCACGACUUGAGUUAUGUGGCGCACUACUACUUUCAAAAUUAGUAGCCAUGGUGCAAAAGCAUUUAAAUAUGACAAAAUGCAAACUAUAUAUGUGGUCCGAUUCCGAAAUUGUACUAGCCUGGUUGGAAAAACCACCACAUGCAUGGAAGACGUAUAUUUCUAACCGAACGUCUCAAAUUCUUGACCUAGUGGGAUCAGCCACGUGGCGUCACGUAGCCAGUGCUGACAAUCCUGCCGAUCUAGGUACAAGAGGGUGCAAGCCACUGCACCUUGCCACUACCACCCUCUGGUGGAAUGGCCCCCGAUGGUUGAUAGAAUCUCCUGAUUCUUGGCCACAAUCCCCCACGCGUAACAUUAUCGCCCCAGAAGGUCGAAAAAUCGCCACCUUUCACACACUAUUGGAUGAUACCGACAUCCUUGAACGAUUUUCAUCGUUUCCAAGAGCUCUCAGAGUAGUUGCUUACAUGUUCAAAUUUAUAGAACAACUCAAAGGCAAAGUUAAGGGAUCACAUAAUUUCCCAUGCAACACAGUAACGCAUCUAGAGUUACAAAAGGCUAAGGUCGCACUAAUAGCAUAUACACAAGCGCGCUACUUCAACCGCGAUAUAUCAGUACUAAGAGAGUCGAAGCCGAUUGAUAAAAAGAGCUCACUCUUAGUUCUCAACCCAUUUCUGGACACGAAAGGUCUGCUUCGUGCCAAUGGUCGGCUCGCUAAUUCGAGCCUAACAUACAAUGAACGCCACCCCAUAAUAAUUCCAGAGAGGUCACCAUUUGCCACAUUAUUCCUCCACUACAUCCACACCUUAAUGCUACACGCCGAACAUCGUCUCAUGCAACAGAUGGUACGCCAGGAGUAUUAUAUCCCCCGUCUUAAGCCGCAAAUCAAGAAGUGCAUCUUCACAUGCAAGAUUUGCACUAUGCACAAACAGAAGAUGCGAACGCAGAUUAUGGCAGCACUUCCACCGGAACGCUGCAAUUUCGCUCUGCCUUUCACCACAACAGGUGUUGAUUUUGCUGGGCCUUUCCAAGUAAAGGCGUCCAUGUUAAGGUCUCCCACUCUCAUGAAAGGCUAUGUGGCUGUCUUUGUAUGUUUCACGACAAAGGCAGUACAUCUUGAGCUAUGUAGUAAUCUGACGACGGAUGCUUUUCUCGCGGCAUUUGCUCGCUUCGUCGCUCGACGUGGCUACCCAUCAAAGAUCAUGAGCGACAAUGGCAAAACGUUCAUUGGAGCUCAACGAGCCACCGAAAAGCAAUUUGUGAAUUUCCUAAAACAAGUGUCACCCGACAUCGUACAAAAGUACGCCCCUCAAGGUAUCAACUGGCAAUUUAUACCCCCAAGCGCUCCUCAUAUGGGCGGUUUAUGGGAGUCAGCUGUGAAAAGCUUCAAAUCCCAUUUCAAACGGGUAGCUGGAAAUUAUAAAUUCAAUUACGAAGAGUUCACGACGCUAUUAAAUCGAAUUGAAGCCGUUCUCAACUCACGGCCACUCACAGUACUAUCGCAAGACCCCUCAGAUUUCACUGCCUUAACUCCAGGGCAUUUUCUAAAAGGAGCACCCAUCCUGGCCAUUCCUGAGCCAGGCGUGGAGUCGCUAUCUCUAUUAAAUCGAUGGGAACGAAUUAAAAUUCUCCAUCAUGAUUUCAGCCGCCGAUGGAAGGACGAAUAUAUAAAGGAUCUCCACAAAAGAUACCGCUGGAAGACCCCUGAACAGCCGCCUAAACUUGGAGACUGCGUCCUCAUUCAUGAUGAUUGUCUACCCCCUACUGAGUGGCGGCUUGGCCGCAUAGAAAAGCUACAUUACGGCUCCGACGGUCACAUACGAGUCGUGGAUCUCCGUACCCAAAACGGAACACUAACCAGACCGCUCGUGAAGCUGUGUUUUUUACCAACCACCGACAACCGCGAAUCCGAAAACCGCAAAAACAAACCGAUAUUAUCGUGUCCCAAUCAGCUAAUCAAAUGAAAACGAGAAAUACGCCAAUACCAACCGUUACAAAAAUAACAACCGUCCGAACAUAACAAACCGUGAAUAAAAAUAACGAACCAUAAAUAAAAUUAACAAACCGUAAAGAAAACUAACAAAAAUGGUCGAUCCAUACGACGGCCCAUUCAUGCCACAUAUCGUGGCACGAUUGCCAAUAUCCAAUUGUAUGACAACUUUCUAAUUAACAAUCUCCUUUAUACAUAGAUCACCAUGGAUGUAGACACAUCAGUCGCAACCUCGUCGACCGCUCGGGCUAUCAAUACGCCACGCACCGGGCCUACACCAGCGCCCCGAACUGUGGCUGCAACAACGCCGGCAACUACACCGGCAACAACGCCGGCAACUGCACCGGCAACAACGCCGGCACCUGUACCGCCAACCGCGCCCGCAGCGGUGCUUACCCCCGCACCUCGUGGUGGCACCCGACCACCAUCGACUGCAGCGAGGACGUCAGAGACCCGUCGGAUAAGGUGUCCCAUCUGUCGACGCCCUCAUCGUCUCCACCAUUGUGGAAUAUUUAGGGGAAUGCGGCCUUUGCAACGGCAGCAAGUGGCUCAGGCCCACGGGCAUUGCCUCAAUUGCCUGUCGCACACUCAUGCGACUACAGAGUGUGAGUCACGUGGGCUGUGCCAACUGUGCCACCGGCCGCAUCACACGCUGCUACACCGCAGCUCGUCACGCGAAGUGAUUCGGCCAACCAACCAUCGCGGCCGCAUGCCCCGAGGCCAACCCGCAGCUCGUUCCGCACCCCAGCGGAGUGCAACAUCACUGCGGCGUCGACAGCCUGGGCCACCAUCGCGUCGAUCUACGGGUCUGAGCAGCGUUGUGGCAACGCUGCAAACAGCUGCAGCGCCUUUUAGGCUAAACAGUCGUUUAGGGGGGCCGGGAUGGCUAAAUGAGCACCUGACCCCCCUCUAAAUAUAAUAUAACUACACCCCACACAUACACACCAUAAUCAACACAUCUUCACCCCACACUGCACAUCCUAUACUCAACACAUUGGCAUCAUGCGGAUCAUUUCCGGUCAUCCCACACUACGUCCCACACUCAACACAUCAUCUUUUACACCACACCUUUCGCACCACACAUGAGGACACCACACACAAUCAACAAAAGGAACGGGCGGACGAGGCCAAGCCUCUUUUUCAUACGAUCCGCGCGCAUAUACGGUUCUCCGUCAAACAACCAAGUUUUCUUUUUCUGCAAUCGACCGCAACGUCAUCGCCCAAUCAAAGGUUUAAGUUCGCCGAGUCUAACGAAGUUGCUACCUAGCGCUUUUCUCACGUUAACCAGAUUAUCUCCUGCAAAGGCUAAUGAACGACAGAAAAGUAUGAAGUCUCGUUUAAACCAGGACGUUUUAGAAAGUUAGUUUGGCGUAAAUAGGCUAAAAGGCGGUCUUCACGAUCACCCUGACAGGAAGGAGUAUCAUUAUUAUUAAUUAUCAAAAUAUUAAACGUACAUAGUAUUAUAAACCUAAAACUACAGAAAACAUUCUUAUAUAAAAAUGUAUUGAUGUUAACAAAUGCAAAUAUGUACUUACAUACAAACUAAGUUUUUGCAUACUAACCUUUGUUUCUUAUCCUAAAUGUAAUAAUAAUCUUAACUAACAAUUUAUUCCAUUUAUUUAUACGCAUGUAUGUAUGUUUAUUAUAUUUUUCCAGGUAAUAUUUUUCAACGUGUGUCAGUUGAUCUAAAUUCCGCUGACCCAAUUGAAAAAAAUGAUGACUUGAAGAUUCUCAACAACGACGGGCUUGAAAAUUUGGCAGGGUACAUCUGCCACAAACUUGGUAAAGAUAACCCCGAAAUUUGUGCCAAUUCAGAAAAUUGUUCAUCUUAUACUUGGAUGGAUCACCUAUCUGAAGGAGGACUCUCAAAACCAACAGAUAUGUUGAUGGAGAAAGCCUUGCAAGCAGUAUUUGACGACUUAAAUGGUACUGAUUUGCAUAUACAUAUGUGCAAACUAGGUCCAGAAGCACUUAGAUUUAAGUAAUUUUGUUAAUUGUAGCACCAAAAUGAAAGAAUUGUUUUUCAGAGCUAAAAUGUAUUUUAGGAUUCGCUCCUUAAAUAAAAACUUAAUUGAAAAUAUGUAAAGCAAAAAAAGAAAAUUAAAUAAGACAAUAAAUUGAUAGUUGGUCACAAAAUAUUCAAUAUUUUUAUUUGCAAAAAUGUAUGUAUAUAGUUGAAACAAACACAGCAAAGAGACAAAAUUAAAUAAUGCAACGAAAAUACCAUGAAUUGAAUAUGUAGGUAAAUGUUCACUAUAAAAUAUUCACUUAUAUUGAUGUUAACUUUUGAUGAUAUUCAUGUUUUUGUAUGCCUGCAAUACAAAAUUGCUUCUUAUUGCAAAGAAUAACAAACAACUGAAAAUCAGCUGAUUGUACGUUGAUCAACCGUGACGUAGAUGCGCAGAACGAACAAAAUUUGAACUCGUCAUUGCGCAAUCUUGUUUCUAUCAUUCUUGGUUGGCCCGGGUAUCGUCCGGGUAAAGUGCUGAACGCAAUACCGACGACAGACGACAAACAACAUCUGUCAAAUAUUAAAAUACACACGUUCUUAUGCAGCUGCACGACUACACGACCGUAGGCCGACGGUUGUCGCUCUCGCUAACUUAAAUUUUCUCCUAUAUUUGCCAACGACAGUAGGUCGACAGUAGAGUUGACAGUAGAAUGGAAGAUAGAGAGAUGAGGAAGAGUGGUGAUGCCACUAAUAUGUUAAAUGUAAAAUUAUUCACAGAUCUUACAAACUUGACGUUAUUUUACAAAUAAAAGCAUAAAAUAGCGCUAUUUUACCAUUUGUAAUAACAAUUGAUAAUUUAAAACAAAUAAAUUUACCUAUUUACUUAUUUUUUGCAUAAAAAACUUCACUUUGAACAAAAUAUUAAAAUUUCAUUCAAGUGCAAGGUAUUAGUGUGGCCACAACGAAAUUGUGUACAUGCAAAAUGGACAACUGCGUUGUCUUGUGUAUAUGCCGGCCAUUGUUAUGUUGCUGCAUUCUUACGAAUGUUCAUGUAGUAAGAUGCACAACCCCAUUUUCAGUUCACUGUCGUGUCGUGUCGUUAGCAUUGUAUUCACCAACUAACAGAUUUCUUUAUAUCGAUCAAGAAUGAUAGAAUACAAGAUUACGACACUAGUUUACCGUUAGUUUUUUUCGGUUUAGCUCUUGACAAUUCUUACAAAAACAAAUACAUUGUGCAACAAUUUCGUGACGUCACACUUUUGCGUUAAGAAGAACAAGCAUAGAAAUGCAUACAAAUUGUAAACAGAAAAGUAAACACUUUUGGAAAUUCCCAAAAUAAUAUUAAUUCUUUCGUCUUUGCAAGAAAAAUUUCAGUGGAAUGUUUAGAAUAUUGUUGCGAGAAAAGAUAUAUGUAAGUAGUUUUAGGCACAUCCACAAUAAAUAGAGUAGCAUGUGUGGAAAUUGUUCAAAUGAAGAAAACUAGUGAAGGUGUACUGUUGUAUUUAUUUAAAUUUCUAAGCAUAAAUAUAUUAAUUUUUUAAAAUGAAAUGUGCAGUGGCUUGUUGUAAUAAUUAUUAUGCAAUUAAAGGAUCGAAAACGAGUUUUUUCAGUUUUCCGGCCGAUUUAAAAGUUGCCAAAAAAUGGGUGUUAUUUUGCAAAAGAAAUGAUAUAUUUAAUACUAAAUCCUCUUUAAUUAAUUAAUUUCACAAUUCUUUUAUCAUAAUUUCAUACAUCUGAUACAUCUGAACUUAUAAUUGAUAAAAAAUUAAUAAGGAAUUUCAUUAAUUUCACAAUUUUGUAAAAGUUGUCGAAUCAAUUUCAAAUUUUUUUUAUAUUAAUUAAUACUAAAGUUUUGUAUUUUUUUGGGUGUAGCAGCAAACUCUCUCAUACUCCAACACAAGCACACAGUUUGGUAGUGUGCGUUUGGGCAUCACUGCUAUACAUAGAAGUAUUAUUGGGUAUUCGAAAAUUGGCAACAUUUUGUCAAAAGAUGUUGCAGUCGUACAUAUAUUUCCAGUACAACCAAUUUCAUUGUGUCAUACCAUAUAGUGUUUGAAGGCUUCAUAUAACCAAGUUAAAUUCGGGGAAAAUAAUUACAGCUGUUCAAAAAUGAGUGAAAAUAAUGAAGAAAUUCGCUUUAUUUUGAUAUUUUUGUAUAAAAAAGGGAAGAAUACAAUGCAAGCCACCAAUGAAAUUUUUGAAGUUUACGGAGAUGAUCACAUUGUAUUAACAAUGAAACAUAAUAAUAAAAGAACAUUCACUUCUAAGUGAACUAAAUUAAAAAAUUUUUGUUCUAAUAGGAUAUAGAAUGUUUAACUCGCGCGAGUUCCUCCUGGGGGACCGUUGGUGGUGCUCGCUACCUUCUCAGCUGCUGCACUCGACUUCGACUACAGUGCGUCGCUUCAUGAGACCAUGUCAUUAUCAACCUCUUUGGCAUGCUCCCCAAACAGCGACUGCUCCUCUGACGAGAGGAUAUAAGGAACCUGCAACUACACUGGUUUUAUUGACCUUCUCCUCGACUAUGGUCGUUCUUUACGACCCUUGGCAUAACACGGCGAGCUGUCGGGUCUAUGUUUUUGUAGGGGAACGUGAAGGUCCGCUGCGCCAAAGCCCCAUAACGCGGUAAUGCCACCAUUACUUGCCAAUUCGGCCGGUGUUGGGAAGCUUCUGUUCAGUCGAAUUAACCUCCUGGCUGCAAAUCAUUCAAUGGGCAUGGGAGUUGCAUAACACCCUGGAUUUGGAUGUGGUACUCUUCGUCUCAACCCUCAUGAGUGAUGCCAUGUUGCACCGCUCAUGGCGGAUAUACAUUGCAGUUAAGCUCCUGCACCACAACAAGGUACUUAUAAUUCAGAGAGAAGUAAACAUAGUAUAGUCAACCACGACAUCUACCCAAUGUCCCCGCAUAAGAUAAAAAACAAGUCUUACACCGCGACAUAAGGUUUUUGUACUCUAAGUUUGUAUAUGCUUAGUGCUGCCCGCACUAAGUUUGUAAAUGAAUUUAUUAUUUCUUCAAGACACAAUCAUCUAAUACGAAAAAAAAACAAUAAUAUUUCAUUAACAUUCUAGUGCUAACCAGAUAUGGUAUGAAUGAUUAAGAACUGCGAACUAGGGUUAUUUUAAUUCCAUCAGCGCAAUACCUUCCAUGUUGAUAUUUUAGUUCUUGUAGAAAUUGUUUUAUAUACAGUAAAUACAUGUUAAAAAAUAUGUUGGAAUUGUAAUGCAGGUAUAUAUUCUUCCUUACUGGCGUGGAAACCGUUUACGCGGUUAUAAACGAGUUUACAGCAGCGUGUCGCUUCUUCCUUUCGCAAGGUGCCGCAAAUUGGAGAUUCCAAGCGAAGCCACGUUCUUCUCCAUGUGGUCCUUCCAACGAAGUGGAGGUCUACUUCUUCCUCUACUUUUCCCGGCGGGGAACAGUUUCUCCAGUCACUUCAAACCAGAACAAUAAAUGUAUCAGAUUUUUCAAGUGUUUGCUUUUAGUUCAUCAACGCGGAGGCUUUUAAGACAUUAAUAGGUAUGAAUGGCAUAAAUAGUCAAGGCAUUGCGAUGAGUCCGUUGACGGAAUAAAUGUAAAAAGUGAACGAUUUGCCAAUGUCUGAAGGUGAUAAGAAAAAACUUGACGAAUAUAUUGAAGAAAUUUACAAUAAAGUGGGAGAAUUCGCGGGCGAAUUUAACAACAUUGAGUGUGCUGGACUUUGCUACUAAAUAUAAAGUAGCAUUAACGACAGUUGUGUACAAAAUGCUCAUUCGACAUUGCCUUAUUCAAACGUCAUAAUCAUGUUGAAAGCGGUAGCACCUAUACAAUAAAUAUGAUGAAAAAAUUUGCAUAUCUUAAUUGGAUGAAUGUCAGCUGGAGUGUAUCUAAUAGUAUAGCAUUAGUAAUACAGUUUUUUUUUUUAAUUUAAUGUAAAUACAAUAAAUUCAAUAAAAAAAUAA